This is a messenger RNA of Neltuma alba, 1213 nucleotides long. RefSeq lists its product as uncharacterized. The transcript is spliced from 3 exons. Lineage: Eukaryota; Viridiplantae; Streptophyta; Magnoliopsida; Fabales; Fabaceae. Bases 103 to 1101 code for a protein of 332 amino acids. The record is from RefSeq and is a predicted model, not a curated record.
AUUGAGCUCCGUCGGUCGCCGAUUCUGUGAUUUCAGUGGAUCUUGAAUAAUUUGAGGAGGCCACUCGGUUUCUGCGACGAGCCUCUGACCUAAAGGACCAAAAUGAUGGCUUCCUUGGAUCAUAAAGAUGAGGAAGGAAGUCGUCACAAUGAUCUGAAAGUGCAUCGUGAAGAUCCUGAAGAUGAUGAUCACGACAUCUCUCGCCAAAAACAGCCAAGUUGUUCUUCUUCAUUGUCCAACUCUUCAGUAGAAUCAGUAGCGUUAGAAAACAAUGACAAUGGUAUAGCUGACAAUACUUUCCAAUCUAAGCAUGCUGAUAAUGAGCCUCCAGCAUUUUCAUAUUCAAGCGACUUUGCUUACCCAUCCCCUGUGUGGAGCUUCCAAAGUGCGUCUACUCCACAAUUCCCUCCAAGUCAAAUGAUGGCUCGACCGGGCUAUGAUCCAAACAGAAUUCCAUUGUCUAUAUUUUCUGGCAGACCCACAAAUCCUUUGGCAUGGAGUCAUACAUCAAAUGAGUCUCUUUUUAGUAUACAGGCGGGAAAUAGUAGUUUCGCGAGGGAACAAUUCUUUAUUGGGAACAAAUGUGUAGAAUCUCCCAGGUUUGAUGAAUCCAUCAGCAAGUCCACGGCACUGCAUCCUGUUGGAGAUGUGGUCCCAAGUAAUUGUGCAGACAAUGACAUUGAAGGGCACUCAGAUUCAUUAUCAACAAGAGUUGCCUGUGAGGAAACUAGAGAUUCGCCCUUUGUGAUGCACUGCGAAUCAGUAAAGACGUUGGCAGAAAGUGCAGCAAUUGUGUUGCAUGAGACUCCAGAGGCAGAGGAUAAUAGUAAGGAAGCAAGGGUCCCCAGGGAAGAGGCUAAGGAUGUCACCAGUGUGUCUUGCCGCUCUCAAGAGAGCCGUAUCAGCAAUCGAUCUUUUCAAUUUCCUCUAUUCUCAUCAAUUCAGAGUGGAAAGAAGAGCAAAACAACAAUAAAAUCAGAGAAGCAGGAGGAAGAUAAGCCAUUCGAGGCGCCUAGUGCUAAAGCUGAAAAAGCUCCAAAUCCUCCUCGACCAAGAAAUCGCUGGUAUUUCCCCUCUUGUUGUCGUUCACUGUGUCGUUGACAAAGCAAUCACUGAGCAAUAAUCCAUCCAGCCUUGCGUUGGAACACCAUUUUUAUCAAAUCUGUUUAUAAUCUUUUGUUGGUCGUCCAUCGCUCUGUGACAUGUAUUUCUA